AUGCUCUGCAGCUUCGUGGACGUGCAGGGCGACCUCUACUACUGCCCGCUCGCCGAGUUUAGCUCGGCGUAUGCGACACCCCGCCUCGAGGGCGCGCUUGUCGUCGCCGAGCCCAUCUCGGGCGCGACGCCACUGCGCAACGCUAGGGCCGUCGCUGGCAAGAUCGUGCUCAUGCAGCGGGGCACGUGUGACUUUGUGACCAAGACGCUGCACGCCCAGAACGCGGGUGCCAUUGGCCUCAUUGUAGCCAACACAGACGAGGAGAACCCGCAGCUGGCCUUUGUCAUGGACGCCGGCCUCCAGCGUGCGGCCCUCCGGUCGCGCAUUCCGGCGGUCAUGGCACCCUUCGAGACGGCGCAGUACCUCUUGGAUCUGCUUGGCGAUUCGGACGCAAUGAGCCUGCGUAUUGCCAUCGUGCUAUUAAGCGCCGCCGAGGCCUCGACGGUCCUUGACGCACAGGCAUCCGAAAAGCGGCGGCAGCUCGCCGAGGCUGAAGCGCUCCUCAAGCAGCAAGACCGCGAGCGCCAGCAGCGUGAGGCCACGCUAUUACUGCGCAGUCGGCUCGCCAAAGAAGCGAGUAUGACCAAGUUUGUGUCGCCCGAGCCAUCGACAAUGCCGGCACUGCUGUGCGAGGCGGUGCCCCUGCCAUCCGCGGUCGCAGUGGCGGUCGGGACGCCGCACCUCGACACGAAAUGCAUUUCGCCACGCGCAGCACCGCGCUUUGACACCAAACCCGACGCGAUGACGGCAGCGUCGUCCCUCGGGCUCCUCGUCCUCGACAUGCAGUACUACUGCGCCAUGCCACACGUGGGCAAGUUUGCCAACCAGGAGAGUUUAAACGCGUAUUACUUUGACCGGCUGCGAAAGGUCGUCGUGCCCAACGUCCAGCGCCUUCUCGGAGCCUUCCGGGAUCGCAACUACGACAUCCUCUACGGCACGAUCGAGAGCGCCACCAAAACCGGCCGCGAUAGAAGCAAGGCGCACAAGAUCGCGGGCAUUCACGUGCCCCGGGGCAGCUUCGAGGCCAAGGUGCUCGACGACGUUGCGCCGCUCGAAGCCGACGUGGUCGUGCCCCGCACGGCGGUCAGCAUUUUUGGCGCGACCAACGUCGACUACCUCUUGCGGAACCUCGGCGUCCAGUGCGUCGUUGUCACGGGCGUCUCGACGCUCGGGAGCCUCGAAGCUGCGGUGCGCGGCGCCAUGGACCGCGGGUAUAGCACCAUCGUCCUCGAAGACGCGAUCGCGUUCGAGACAAGCGACGAACACGACGCCAUCAUGCGCGCGAUGGACCGCAUGGGCGCUGGCUACAUGGCGUCGACGUCCGAGUUCGUUGACAGCUUGUAA
Saprolegnia diclina VS20 is the source of this 1344-nucleotide messenger RNA. RefSeq lists its product as hypothetical. NCBI's taxonomy places the organism in Eukaryota, Oomycota, Saprolegniomycetes, Saprolegniales, Saprolegniaceae. Bases 1 to 1344 code for a protein of 447 amino acids. The transcript is spliced from 2 exons. The record is from RefSeq and is a predicted model, not a curated record.